Molecule: messenger RNA, 1545 nt
Organism: Elephantulus edwardii (Cape elephant shrew)
Lineage: Eukaryota; Metazoa; Chordata; Mammalia; Macroscelidea; Macroscelididae
Gene: TMEM64
Product: transmembrane protein 64
Exons: 5
Coding region: 1-1545 (514 amino acids)
Source: RefSeq, a predicted model, not a curated record
AUGGUGUUAGCAGAAGGCUCUAGCAGCAGUGGGGAGCAAUUAGAUUCCAUUCACAGGCAGAUUCGAGGCAACUGCGAAAACGACCAGAGAGUCCUGUGCGAGGAUCCAAGAAGUUUGGGAACACAGGCCCCUCGGUCGGCCCCUCGAGAGCGCGCACUGACGCGCUGGCAGUCGCGCGCCCGUCUGCAGGAUGGAGAGCACCCGGGUCGCUCCGCACCGCCCCCGUCUCCUCCGCACCGCAGGCCCCUCCCGUCCGGGGGCCCACAUCCUCCGCUCGGCCUUCCUCUCCCCUCCGCAGCGCCCACAGCCCGAGCCUUCCAGGGCCGCGGCUCUGCUCGCUGCGGGGCGGAGCCCUACGUCACAGGGGGCGGGGCCAGCACGCCGCUCGCGGCUAGCCCCGCCCCUCCGGCAGAAAAGGGGCGGGCUUGGCCGGUCCACAGCCCGGAGUUCGCUCUCUACCCCCAGGCCGUCGUUCCACCGAGGUAUCCUGGCCCUUCGGCGAGGCCCUCUCGGGCUCCCCGAGCGGACGCUGGGACAGAGGCGGAGGCUGCCGGCCGCCAUGAAGGACCGCCGCCUGCCGGGCGCCGCGGCGGAGGGGUUGGCGGGCUGAGCGCCGCGCGGGGCCGAGGCAUGCGGAGCCCCGCAGGGAGCCUGUUCCAGGCGCUGCCGCGGCUCCUGCAGCACGCCUCCCUCCCGGUGGUGGUCGGCGUGGCCGAGGUGAGGCACUGGCGCUGCUGCUGCCUCGGCAGCACCUGUUGGUGCCGGAGCCUCGUGCUGGUCUGCGUGCUGGCCGCCCUGUGCUUCGCUUCGCUGGCCCUGGUCCGCCGCUACCUCCAGCACCUCCUGCUGUGGGUGGAGAACCUCGACUCGCUCCUGGGGGUCCUGCUAUUCGUCGUGGGCUUCAUCGUCGUCUCCUUCCCUUGUGGUUGGGGCUACAUCGUGCUCAACGUGGCUGCUGGCUACCUGUAUGGCUUCGUGCUGGGCAUGGGCCUGAUGGUUGUCGGCGUCCUCAUCGGCACCUUCAUCGCCCAUGUGGUCUGCAAGCGGCUGCUCACUGCCUGGGUGGCCGCCAAGAUCCAGAGCAGCGAGAAGCUGAGCGCCGUUAUCCGCGUCGUGGAGGGAGGAAGCGGCCUCAAAGUGGUGGCCCUCGCCAGACUGACCCCCAUACCUUUCGGGCUCCAGAAUGCAGUGUUUUCGAUUACUGAUCUCUCAUUACCCAAUUAUCUGAUGGCAUCUUCAGUUGGAUUGCUUCCUACCCAGCUUCUGAAUUCUUACUUGGGUACCACCCUGCGGACAAUGGAAGAUGUCAUUGCAGAACAGAGUGUUAGUGGAUAUUUUGUUUUUUGUUUACAGAUUAUUAUAAGUAUAGGCCUCAUGUUUUAUGUAGUUCAUCGAGCUCAAGUGGAAUUGAACGCAGCUAUUGUAGCUUGUGAAAUGGAACUGAAAACCUCUCUGGUUAAAGGCAACCAACCAAAUCCCAGUGGCUCUUCAUUCUACAACAAGAGGACCCUGACAUUUUCCGGAGGUGGCAUCAAUGUUGUAUGA